This is a messenger RNA of Racocetra fulgida, 1833 nucleotides long. Lineage: Eukaryota; Fungi; Glomeromycota; Glomeromycetes; Diversisporales; Gigasporaceae. The record is from the annotation of a GenBank genome assembly.
UUACAAACCGUUGAAUCUCAAAUUGGCGUUAAAGGAGAUAUUGAAACUCUUAUAAGUGAGAAUUCAAGUUUGCAAAAGGAGUGUAAUAGAUUGAGAUUAGAAAAAAGUGAUAAUUUAAAUACAAUUAAUUCAUUAUGUGAACAAAUUACAUCCCUUAAGUUACAAACCGUUGAAUCUCAAAUUGGCGUUAAAGGAGACAUUGAACCUCUUAAAAGUGAGAAUUCAAGUUUACAAAAGGAAUGUAAUAGUUUGAGAUUAGAAAAAAGUGAAAAUUUAAGUACGAUAAGUUCAUUACAUGAACAAAUUACAUCCCUUAAGUCACAAAUCGUUGAAUGCCAAAUUGGUGUUAAAAAAGAUAAUGAAAUUCUCAAAAGUGAGAAUUCAAGUUUGCAAAAGGAAAAAAGUGAAAAUUUAAAUAUAAUAAGUUCAUUACGCGAACAAAUUACAUCCCUCAAGUCACAAAUCGUUAAAUAUCAAAUUGGCGUUAAAGGAGGCAUUGAAACUCUUAUAAGUGAGAAUUCAAGUUUGCAGAAGGAAUGUGAUGGUUUGAGAUUAGAAAAAAGUGAAAAUCGAAGUACAAUAAGUUCAUUAAGUGAACAGAUUACAUUCCUUAAGUCACAAGUUGCUGAAUACCAAAUCAGCAUUAAAAGAGACAUUGAAACUCUUAAAAGUGAGAAUUCAAGUUUGCAAAAAGAGUGUAAUGGUUUGAGAUUAGAAAAAAGCAAAAAUUUAAGUACAAUAAGUUCAUCACAUGAACAAAUUACAUCCUUUAAGUCACAAAUCGUUGAAUACCAAAUUGGCGUUAAGAGAGACAUUGAAACACUUAAAAGUGAGAAUUUAAGUUUACAAAAGGAAUGUAAUAGUUUGAGAUUAGAAAAAAGUGAAAAUUUAAGUACGAUAAGUUCAUUACAUGAACAAAUUACAUCCCUUAAGUCACAAAUCGUUGAAUGCCAAAUUGGUGUUAAAAAAGAUAAUGAAAUUCUCAAAAGUGAGAAUUCAAGUUUGCAAAAGGAAAAAAGUGAAAAUUUAAGUAUAAUAAGUUCAUUACGCGAACAAAUUACAUCCCUCAAGUCACAAAUCUCUGAAUACCAAAUUGGCGUUAAAAGGAACAUUGAAACUUUUACAAGUGAGAAUUCAAAUUUGCAAAAGGAGUGUGAUAAUUUGAGAUUAGAAAAAAAUGAAAUUUUAAAUACAAUAAGUUCAUUACGCGAACAAAUUACAUCCCUUAAAUCACAAAUCGCUAAAUAUCGAAAUGAGAAUUCAAGUUUGCAAAAGGAGUGUGAUAGUUUGAGAUUAGAAAAAAGUGAAAAUUUAAGUACAAUAAGUUCAUUACAUGAACAAAUUACAUCCUUUAAGUCACAAAUCGCUGAAUACCAAAUUGGUGUUAAAAGAGACAUUAAAGUUCUUAAAAGUGAGAAUUCAAGUUUGCAAAAGGAAAAAAGUGAAAAUUUAAAUACAAUAAAUUCAUUACGCGAACAAAUUACAUCCCAUAAAUCACAAAUCGCUGAAUACCAAAUUGGCGUUAAAAGAGACAUUGAAAUUCUUAAAAGUAAGAAUUCAAGCUUGCAGAAGGAACAACUUGAAAAUUUAAAUACAAUAAGUUCAUUACGCGAACAAAUCGCCGAAUAUCAGAUUGGCAUUAAAAGAGACAUUGAAAUUCUUAAAAGUGAGAAUUCAAGUUUACAAAAGGAGUGUAAUAGUUUGAGAUUAGAAAAGAAUGAAAAUUUAAGUACAAUAAGUUCAUUACAUGGACAAAUUACGACUUUACUUGAUGAGAACAAUAAGUUAAUUCAAGAUGCUAGUAAUAAAAACCAUAAUAGUGGACGUAAGUAA